Molecule: messenger RNA, 3129 nt
Organism: Closterium sp. Yama58-4
Lineage: Eukaryota; Viridiplantae; Streptophyta; Zygnematophyceae; Desmidiales; Closteriaceae
Source: the annotation of a GenBank genome assembly
AUGCAUCAGUGGGCAUGUACGCCAACAGACCUCCCCGUGCAAAACGAUGGAGAUCCUUCAGAAAUGACGGCGAAAGCCGCGAGUGUGGAGUCCCCUACGCUAGGGGGUGUGCUGCAACCGACUGAGGAGCAGCACUUCGAGGAGGAGUUGGACGAGCUCGAUGCGGAGAUUGAGAAACUCUUCACGGCCGACGAUACCACCGCGCAGUCUGCGCUCGACGGUCUCUUGGCCAUCGGCUCCUCCGCGCUCCUCUCCCCGCCGCUUCCGCCCGCUGUCGGCGCAAUCCAACCGGAAGAUGGCGCUGGCGGUGGAUUGACCGGCGCAAACGGCGGCGCCGGUCCUGGCGUGGGUCCAGGGAACGUCGGUGGUAAUGCGAAAAAGGCGUCGUUAGAUUCUCUUUUGUGGGAGCUGGAUGGCGAUGGCGUGAUUGAGGAGGAGCAAGUAGCCGUCGGCGAUGGCUUAAAAGGUUCAGAUCUGCAUGCUGCUGGGGAUGACGAGACGGCGGAUCACUACCCUACAGCGGCCGACGCGGCGUCGAUCUUCGAGGAUGAGGUGGCAGAAAUCCUCCGCGUCGCGCAUCGCCAGGUAAGCGGUCUAAAGCUCGAGGCGGCAUGGCUGCGCUCCGGGCUGCUGGCGCUGCAGAAGGACGUGCGCAUGCUGCGCUCCGAGAACGACGCGCUCCAGGGACAGCGGCGCCGCGCGGAUCAGCGCCUGCUGCUGCUGCUGCGGGAGAAGGAGCUUGCGGAGGAGCAGCGCAGGGUGGCGGAGGAGCAGCGCCGCGCGGCGGAAGACGCGCAGGAAACGCUGCGCGGAGUGGUUUCCCGCGCGGUGGCGGAAGCGGCGGUGCUGCGGAGGCAGCUGGCGGUGUGGAAGCCGCCCGGCGGCGCGUGGGCGAUGGCGGUGAAAGCGGGGACCUGCUGGGGCGGAGAGAUUGGCGCAAGCGGAGCAGUCGGGGGCGGGGGGACAAGCGGAAGCCCGAUUCAGCGCAGCUUCAGCGGCAACUCUCUCCGCUCCAGUCUGGAGGGAAGUGGCGCUCCUUCGCUCAAGAACGUUCGUGGCGGAAGCGCACUCGCAGCGCCAGGAGGGGGAGCUGUAACUGCCGGGGUCGGGGGAAAAGCUGGCGGAGGCAGCAGCGGUGUUUCCGCGUGGGCGGAAACUGCAGAUGGUUUAGCGGGGGGGAAGGACAUCGCGCACCGCGCCUCGCACGGUCUCGUGGCAAAGGAAAGUGUCAGCCCGGCCUAUAAACCACCUUCGGCAACAUCCGGGGAGAUGUUUUUCGCGGCAGGCGCCGGGGGCGGAAAAUCCGCAGCUCCUGCGCUAGUCGGCGGGGGCAUGGGGAGCGCGGGUUGCGCCGAAGCCCCGCGCCGUCUAGCGGAGGCGGGGCGGAGCGACAGCGGGGUGUGGGCGGAGGUGAAGCGGGUAGGCGCGGGGAUGGGGCUCUUGAUAGACUCUGACGUGGAUGCUGACGAGGACGCGGCGCUGCUGCGCGAGGAGAACGCGCAGCUGCAGGCGCUGCUGCGCGAGUCGCAGUGCGACCUGCAGGCGCUCGAGCAGAACGUCGCGCGCCUCAAGCAGGUCGUCGCCGCGCAAGAGGCGGCGGUGGACGCGGCGGCGGUUGUGGCGGCCGACGCGGCGGCGGGGAACGGAGAGGGGGCGGCGGAGUUGGGGUUGGGGAACGGGGGGAAAGGGGACUGGUUGGGAGGCGGAAAGGUGAGGGGACUGGAGGGGAAACAGAUGGGCGGAUGGGGGGAGGAGCUCCAGCGGGAGAGAGAGCGGUUAAGAGAGGCGUGGGAGGAGGUGGAGAAAGAGAAGCAGAGGCUUGUAUCUCUCCGGCAGCAGCUCACAUCAGGGACGACGGAAACGGAAAUGCCACAGACGCAGCCGCGACAGUGGCAGGCAAGCGGAAACGCAGCAACGGGCGGAUGGCAAGCCAUCAGCGACAUGAGCGACGAUGGCAACGCUGAUGACAGUGAGAGCGGCUGUAUACGGAUUGUGUGUGGGAGUUGCGGAGCUGAGGGAGUGGUUCCAAGAGGCGUUGCAGGGCGGCUCGAUGUCCUGGGUGCCCUGGCAGGCGGUAGCAGUGUGGGGGAGGGUGACGGCAGUGAGAGCGAACACGGUGCAAACGCUGCAAGGCUUCUGGAGGCGACACAGAGGCGCCACAGCGCGCCGAGCUUCAUCCCCGGGUCUCCUGGUUCCGUUCUGACCUCUUCAGCUGCUGCUGCUGAUGCUGUGCCUGAUGGCGUAGGAGGGGCCAGCAUUGAGGGUAUCCCAGAGCCUCGCGUGGCGCUGAAGAAGGCUGUUUCCAUGUCUGAUGCGCAUGCGGUGCAAGUGGGGGUGGAUCUGGAGAUGGUGCGGAUACUGGAGCUGGAGGCGCAAAAGGAGCUGCUGGGUUUGCUGCACCUCAGCGAGGAGGAAGGCAGCCCCACUGCUACUGCUGCUGCUGCUGCUGCUGCUGCUGCUGACGCACAGCUCGAGACAGGAGGUGCAGAGGUGGAUGGGGGCGUGGAGGAGGUACCGGCUGAAGCAGCAGCUGAUGCUGCUGCUGCUGCUGCUGCUGCUACUCCCGCUGCUGCGGGCAGUGGCACUGCUUCCCUGGUUGGCGGUGAUGCUGCUGAUAACUCCCCCACUGGGGGUGGUGUUGGUCAGGCUGGUGCGGCCUGGUCUGCAGCGAAUCAGGGCCUGCCAGGUGGACCUGCCACUGUAACGGAUCUGUGGACGGCGGCCUCGCGUGCAGCGACGCAGUUGCGGAUGUCCCUGGAAGCCGCUCGGGAGGCCACGGGAAGUGGUAACCAUGCAGCAACGCUGUCACCUUCCAGUCACACUAGGGGGAGUGUUGGCGGUGGUAGUGAUGCUGGCACCAGCACUAGCGUUGCUAACACUGGCAGUGUGACUGCUGCUAAGGAUAGUAACGAGCGGCUGAGGGGGGACAUGGCGGAUAUGGCACUGCAGAAGCGGCAGACUGUGUCGCAUUUGUCCUCGUUAUUAGACGACCUGUGGCAGCAGCACCGCGGGCUGCAGCGGUGCUUGAAGGAGAUGCGAGCGGCAAAGGAGAUUUGCGAGGGAUGUGCGGUGUGUGAGGAGAGGAGGCAGGCUGCUAAAGCUGAUGAGAUGCUUUGUGGCUGGGGAUAA